Molecule: messenger RNA, 451 nt
Organism: Marchantia polymorpha subsp. ruderalis
Lineage: Eukaryota; Viridiplantae; Streptophyta; Marchantiopsida; Marchantiales; Marchantiaceae
Source: the annotation of a GenBank genome assembly
AACGCUCGGUGGUUGCGCUUCAUGUUGUCGAAGGUCGAUGGUCGAUGGCGAGAGCACCAUUUUCUGAGAGGACCGUGGACUUUUGGACUUCUGUUCCAACCACGAGGUCUCUGCGAGACAAGCAAAGGACUCUGCUGAAAUCUUGACAACCAUGUCUCGAGCACUCUUGGGAACGUGGGCCUGGAUUUGGACGUAACAUGCAAAGAGAGAAAGAGUUGGAAACUUGGAAUGGUUACGAGAAUGUUAUCCGGUUCUGACCCUUUUGACAUUUGCACGAGAUAGUUCACGUCCACAAAGUACAGUAGACGCAUGAUGGACAAACUUGGCUCGAGGAUUGUUCUCAGUCGAGGGAGGUAUUAGAUGGAAGAGAUAUUAUUCUUCAUGGACCUUUUCCAUCACGGUACUGAACUUCUAUGUCCUAAUGGCUAAGGAUCCUGUUUUUGCAAUUUGG